CGCGCUGCUGCCGGCCGCCCUCGCCGAGCCGGCGGCGGAGCGGGGCCGCCCCCAGGUGCUGCGGCCGCUGACGCCCAGGUCCCCCAGGGCGGAGUCGGACGGCACCUCGGAGCACUGCCAGCACUCCGCGCGGGGCGGCGAGGCCUCCUGCCUGGAGCAGAGGGCCGGCGGCGGCGCGGGGCUCCUGUUCCGCCGCCAGGGGCCGGAGGACGCGGCGAGCGAG
Messenger RNA from Prorocentrum cordatum, 223 nucleotides. NCBI's taxonomy places the organism in Eukaryota, Dinophyceae, Prorocentrales, Prorocentraceae. The record is from the annotation of a GenBank genome assembly.